AUGAAAUGUGUGGGGGAAAUUAAAAGAACCCAUAAUAAUAAUAAUAAUGAUGAUGAUGAUGGUGAUAAUAAGAAAGAAAAUAAGAUUUGAUAACAAAAAAAAUAAUUGUCCUAGCCAAACAAAGCUAAUCAAUAGCUAGCUAAAUGAUCCUGCCAAAGAAAAACCACAAUUUACUCUCUUCCACAAAAAAGAUCCUCAUAUCCAGCAAGACCAGCUGCCUGCAUGGAGUAUCUUGGCCACAAUAUAGAUCCUUCUUUGAACUUGAUGAUUUGCAUACAUUGUGGAAAUGUGCCAUUUGUUGUAAGUAUAUCCAAAAACAAACACACAAACAAAAACAGAACUAUAUCCAUGGAUUCUUUUCUUUUUUCAAGGGACCCUUUUGAUCUUUUGUAUAUAUUAUGAGCACACAUUUAGAGCAAAACACAUGCAUUAAAAAAAUCCAACACACACACACACAGAGAGAAAGAAAGAAGACAUAUGAGAGCACAAAUUAAGGUUGAUGUAAUGCCAGCAACAACAACAACAGAGCUCUUUCUUCUCUUCCCACAAUCUCUCAACAUAAACACAUGCCAUCACACCAAACAGCCUGUCAUCUGUGGGAUUAUUAACAAGCUUGAUUAAGAUUUCAUUACUGAUAUCUUGCUUUUUUUUCUUCUUUAAGAAAAGAAAAAGAACAGAAAGAAGAAAGAGUUGGCAUUUGGGAUACAUUUGUUACUGUUGUAUGGGUGAUUCAAAUUCAUUACUUGUUGUGAUCUCAUAAAAAGGGUUCUCUCUGGCCUUUCUUUUCUUUUCUUUUUUUUUGGGGGUACCUCCAAGAAAUGAGCCAUGAUCAGUGUUCCUUAAGGAAGUUUUAGUUUGUGGUUUUGAAAAUCAGUGGCAUGAGAUUGGAAGAUAUUCAAUGAACCUUUCACCGACACAAGGAUCCGUCGUCCUUUUAUUGCAGGAAUGGGAACCAAACUCCAAUGUGCAUUAAAUCCAUUCUCUGGUACUACUUCAAACAACACAUUUGCGGUUAAUCAGGUUACUACUGACUGGCGAGCGCCAAGGCCGUUGGAGAGGGGCGUCAGGCAACAUUCCAUGGAUGAGAUAUUUGAUUUUCAGUCACACAAAAAAGAGACUAUCAAGAAGACAAUGCUGAUGCAUGAAGAUAUCUUUCAACUACAGGUGAAAGAGCUUCAUCGGCUUUAUGAUCGCCAGAUGAAGCUGAUGUGUGAGCUGAAAAGGCAAAAGGAAUAUAAAUGCAGUCCACUAGGCAUGAAGGAUGCCAACAUUUCUCAAUUUACAAUGUGGCAGAAGCAAAUGCAAGACAUCAGGUCCAACUUCCCAAUUUGUGGUUCAACAUACGAUUCAGGAGAACGAAGCGCAAGCUGUUCAGGGGAGAGCCAGAGAAUAGCCAAAGAAGCCUUCUACCUUGAAAGGGUUGCAGAACAGGAUCAAGAAAGGCCUAAUUGCCACCGCCCUUUACCCGGUAUGCCAAUGAACACGGGUGGAUCGGAUGAGGAAAUAGAUGUGGAGCUGACUCUCAGUAUUGGUGGUACCAAAAGUAGGAAGAGACCAUCAAGUAAAGAGAGGAAGAUCUGCAGCCUAGAACUGGAAGGUUUGGGUUCGGAUUCAAGUAGGUUGCAGCUUUCUUCCAAUUCAGUCCUAAUGAAAAUAGACACAAGGGAUGAGCUUUGUGACAACAGUCCUAGUUUGAGCAGCUCCAGUGCCACACAGAAACAAGAUAAAACAAUAUCAAAUUGGCAGUUCCAAGAUCUGAGUUUGAACAGAACAUAACCUUUUACAGAAAUUUAUGUUCUGCUUAGAUAUUUAGUAGUUUUGUUAACAAAAUCAUACAAGUACCAUCUCCUAGAAUCUAAUCACUCCUUGAUCAUAUUACUUGAAUAAACACAGGAGAUUAUUUAACCACUUGAUCGAGGGAAGUGAUCCGUAGUUUCUUUCUUGAUCGAUUUCAGUAAACAUCUUGUACUUUUAUAUACCUGUAAAUGCUACAUUCAAAUUAACCACUUCUUUUCUGUGAUUCAUAUCAGGAGGCAAAUACAAGAAGAUUAUUAGGCCUGUAUUUGCAUUUUACACUCC
Oldenlandia corymbosa var. corymbosa is the source of this 2079-nucleotide messenger RNA. The record is from the annotation of a GenBank genome assembly. NCBI's taxonomy places the organism in Eukaryota, Viridiplantae, Streptophyta, Magnoliopsida, Gentianales, Rubiaceae.